GUCCCCUGCAUCGUCUACUAUCACUCCCAACUAUCUGCAAGUCUUCCCUCAUCACAUCCAUAAAUCUCCUCUUCAUCUUCCUCUUUGCCGCCGACCAUUUCCAGCAUGUCUUCUGACACUUUGCUCAGUUCUUCAGCUCUUGUCCCCCCCCCCCGCCAUUGCUCCGUACAACUGAUUCCCAAGACCCAUGAAGUCCUCCACUGCUACUCCUUGUCACCUCGCCAUCCCAACGGCCUCCUGUUCACUCACACACACAUGCACCCUCUUGCUGCGACGGAUCUUCUUUCCUCAUCCAUCCGCCUCUCUGGGUUCUCACGCACCUGCCCCUUACAGUCACCGCACAUCCUGUCCGACCUCAUCCGUCAAUCUUUCCAUCGCCAGAUCAAACAGGGACUCCAAUCAAACAAUUGAAGUGUCCCACACUCUUCAUGAAAAAAAAAAAAAAAAUCGCGCUGGUUCUAAUUGCCAACAAUUUUGCCAUCGUUCUCCCUCCUGAUUAUGACAGCUUGAUAGGGUGAUAUCCGAAUUGCCAAAUUUCCUCCUGACUACUUGACGCAUCGAUUUCUUUUUUUUUUUUUUCUCUAAUGCACAGAGAGGAAUUAAACGAAGGCACCAGUCAGAAAAGAGCGACAUGAGCCCAACAUGUCAUGUUCUGUGGAUGAGCACACUGUGAGUUGAGAGCAGACGCCGCGUUCCCCUGCACUGCUGCGACACACGUUGCAGCACCCAAAACUUCCAAGGGUCUGCUCUUGUAUAGUAAAAUGGCCAAGGAUGCGGAAAAAGGCGAGUGGAAGGAGUACAUUUGGAACCCGAGGACGAGGGAGUUUCUGGGCAGGACAGCCAGCAGCUGGGGUCUCAUCCUUCUCUUCUAUUUAGUUUUCUACAUCUUCCUGGCUGGCCUGUUUGCGCUUACCAUGUACGUCAUGCUGCAGACUUUGGAUGACCACAAGCCGACCUGGCAAGACAGGCUCACCACACCAGGGAUGGUGAUUCAACCCGAAUCCGAUGAGACUUUUGAGAUCAUCUAUAACAUCCAGAAAACUGAGAGUUGGGACAUGUACACUCAGGCCCUGGACAAGUUCCUGGAACCCUACAACAGCACCGUCCAGGAGCAGAAAAAUGACGAAUGCAAACCAGACGAGUACUUCUUGCAGGAGGACAGCGCCGAUGUGAAGAACAACCCCAAGCGUUCCUGUCAAUUCAAACGCGACUUUCUGCAGGACUGCUCGGGACUCUCUGACCGUUACUAUGGAUACCAGGACGGCAAGCCAUGCAUCAUUAUCAAGAUGAAUCGGGUGAUUGGAAUGUUGCCAGGAAAGGAUGGACAGGCUCCUUUUAUCACCUGUGGCGCAAAGAGAGAAGACACUGACAAAAUUGGAGAGUUGAUGUACUUUCCUCCCAAUGGCACUUUCAACCUCAUGUACUACCCUUACUAUGGCAAGAAAGCUCAGGUGAACUACUCCCAGCCUUUGGUUGCCGUCAAGUUCCUUAACAUCACCGUCAACGAAGACGUCAACAUCGAGUGCAAGAUCAACGCCAACAACAUUCCCUCUGGAAGCGAAAGAGACAAGUUUGCCGGACGAGUGUCUUUCAAGCUGAGAAUCAACACCAUUAACUAGGUUUUAAAAGCCUUUUUUCCACCUCUGAAAUCUUCAUGCUCUGCAACGUUGCACAUGCACAGAAAUCAAAUUGCAGCAUUCCCGCCCUUUGUGGGUUUCGUUUACAACCCCUUCGAAACUAAAGAUGGAGUGGACAUAGUUUGUCCGGGUGUGUGGUAAGAUAAUGCAAGAAAAUAAAGGGUGGUAAUCCUGUAAUUAUUUCUGUCUGUGACCUUGGGGACAAAUUUGUUUCUGUAAAAUUAAUUUCGAGGUGAUGUCUAUUUAUACUGCAUGACAAACGAAAAGGGGAUAUGAAGGAUAUAAUCGCGUGUUUUUCAAAGUUCGCAAGGACCAGUAACACCACUGUAUUGCUGCUCCGACCUUGCUGCCUCAAUAUAGAGCGUUCCUCUCGACGUGAUACACAUCAAUACGAAGCGUGCAAAUCUAACAAUUUUUAUUUAGAUUAUAUCAUAACCUCAGAGCUAGACUAUCGGGAUGGGCAUAUGACUAAAUUAACCAUCAAUAAAUCGAUUUGGUUAUUUUCAAUAUGGCGAAAGGUUCUUCAGGCCGCAGACUUCUUAAAACCGAAUCGACAGCACCUCUGGUGGUUGAAGACAAGUACUGCACCCCGUUUUCCGACAAUUGUCAACACUCUGCAGAAUGCUUAACAAUCACUCUGCCCAUCCCCAAGCCUAACUUGUUGCACUCAAAAAACUAUUCCGACCGUAUAUAUCUUAAUGGGUGGAUGCUGAGAUGAAGCCAUUUUGCAUGUGUGUAUUGUCUUUCGUGUGCUAUGAGGGGAGGAGUCACCUAUGUCCCAGCUCUUCACUCAGUGUGGAGAUUAAAAAAAUAAUUAUAAGAAUU
Molecule: messenger RNA, 2462 nt
Organism: Hippocampus comes (tiger tail seahorse)
Lineage: Eukaryota; Metazoa; Chordata; Actinopteri; Syngnathiformes; Syngnathidae
Gene: atp1b2b
Product: ATPase Na+/K+ transporting subunit beta 2b
Exons: 9
Coding region: 762-1619 (285 amino acids)
Biological process (GO): intracellular potassium ion homeostasis; intracellular sodium ion homeostasis; potassium ion import across plasma membrane
Cellular component (GO): sodium:potassium-exchanging ATPase complex
Molecular function (GO): ATPase activator activity
Source: RefSeq, a predicted model, not a curated record